Leptosia nina is the source of this 825-nucleotide messenger RNA. NCBI's taxonomy places the organism in Eukaryota, Metazoa, Arthropoda, Insecta, Lepidoptera, Pieridae. The record is from the annotation of a GenBank genome assembly.
AUGAACGUCGCUGUAGUCAUCGGAGCGGCGAGCAAUUUAGGAUACCACGUACUGAAGAAACUUAUCACGCUCUACGAUGGCAAAAUCUAUUACACGACUGAAGAUGAAACGAUCGGCUACCACAUAUACGAUUCCCUCGACAAAAAUCAAAGGCUCGAAUACUUCAGAAUGGACAUAACUUAUACGAAAAGCAUCAUCAACUUGCGUCACCUAAUUCAAGACAGAGACGAAAGGAUAGAAUUGCUCAUAAAUAUAACUGACUACGUCGCGGAAAAAAAACUGCCUCGCGCUGAAAAAGUUCGCCGCACUCUAAGCGUUAAUUUUUAUGGUUACAUAAAUUUCGGUAAACUAAUUUAUCCUUUGUUAACGGAGAAUUCUCGCGUCAUCAACGUAUCCGGCCCCGCUGGUCUUUUAACUACGAUUGAAAAUGAAGACAUCAGAGCAAAAAUUAGUGAUCCAAACAUAAGUGAAGACGAGUUGGUGGCCCUCAUGCAGGAGUAUGAAGAAGCAGCGAGACGAGGAAUCGAGAAGACUGAAGGUUGGGGUCUAAGUGUACACGCUGUCAGUAAAGUUGCCCUUAACGCUGUUACCUUUCUGCAACAUAGAGAAUGGUCUAACAAAGGUGUAGUCAUCAAUUGUGUUAAUCCAGGUAGUUUAUCGAAUCGGGAGGAUAGAAAAUCAUUAAAGGUUUAUGAGGAAGGCGCGAAGGCCAUUUUGUUCCUGGCCACUGAGGCACCGUUGACUCUGAAAGGUAAUUUUGUAUGGAGCAAUUACAACGUCAUACCCUGGAACACGGACCCGUACGUCGAAGUGACCACAGUGUAG